Messenger RNA from Gigantopelta aegis, 1460 nucleotides. RefSeq names its product gastrula zinc finger protein XlCGF71.1-like. NCBI's taxonomy places the organism in Eukaryota, Metazoa, Mollusca, Gastropoda, Neomphalida, Peltospiridae. Bases 448 to 1191 code for a protein of 247 amino acids. The transcript has a single exon. The record is from RefSeq and is a predicted model, not a curated record. Gene Ontology annotation, biological process: regulation of immune system process; regulation of cytokine production; negative regulation of transcription by RNA polymerase II.
UAACAGUAUAACUCCUAGUCAGUUACCAUGGCAACUUUACCAUCAUUUUGUUAGUUUAGCCUGUGCAUUUGUCACUGUGCUUAACGUAUUGUUGAACUAUUUGGUUGCUGUAAAACGACAUUUCGGUGCAUAACUAUAAGGGAUUGAAGGAUAUGGCUUUGGUUGAUACAUUUGAGAAAAGAACGAAAUAAUUCAUAAUUGGUUAAUCAAUGUGUUCCAAAUCUAACAUUAACAACAUUCGACAUUUGUCAUUCAGAAGAAACCCCAGUUUUCUCUUUGUAGCCUUCUGCUACAUCUUAAAUGUUAUGUCAGAUUUGAUGGCAGUUUUUCUUUUUAAAAACAGUCUAAAGCUGGUAAUAAAACAUUUGGUUUUUUGGGUAGAAAAACCUUCGCUCUAAAAUCUUUUUUACUCUUUCUUUUCUUUUAUAGCUGCACACGUCUUUAACAAUGGAGUCCCAGAACGGGAUGUGUUCCAGUGAGAAAUUGUUUACAUGUGGUGUUUGCUCGAGAUGUUUUUCAUUCAACUCCCAAAUAAAAACACACAUGCGUGCUCAUACUGGAGAAAAACCCUUUAAAUGUGACGUCUGCUUGAAGUGUUUUUCAUACAGCUCUCAGGUUACAACGCACAUGCGCAUUCACACUGGCGAAAAACCUUUCAAAUGUGACGUGUGCUCGAAAUGUUUUGCACAGAGUUACGCCAUGAAAGUUCACAAGAAAACGCACACUGGCGAAGAACCUUUCAAAUGCGGGGAGUGCUCGAGAUGUUUUCUACGGAAAUACCAGUUAAAAUCUCACAUGUUGCUGCACACUGGCGAAAAACCUUUUAAAUGUGACAUCUGUUCGAAAGGUUUCACGCAGGGAUCUUCUCUAAAUAAGCACAAGCGUGUCCACACUGGAGAGAAACCAUUUAAAUGUGACGUAUGCUUAAAGAGUUUUGCGUACCACUAUUCUCUAAGUCAGCAUACGAUGACCCAUAGCGCCCAGAAGCCAUUCAAGUGUGAAGUGUGUUCGAGAUGUUUUACUCGACGCUAUCUCAAACACCAUAUGUUGAUGCAUACCGGUGAGAGACCCUUUAAAUGUGAAGUCUGCUCAAAAUGUUUUACGCUGCAGACUUCACUGAAAAACCAUAUGUUGAUUCAUACUGAUAGGAAAAACAUUUUAAAUGUGAAGUCUGCUCAAAAUGUUUUAUGAUCCUGAAUUCAAUUAUUUCGGUUUUGAAUUCGCUUAAUAAGAAAAGGGGAAGUGUUUUGAAAAUAUCAAAAAUGUGUAAUUUGUAAAAAAAAGAAGAAAGCUGGACAAGAUAUAAAUAUAUAGUAAUACUUUGUAGCCAUAUUGAAAUCGGUGAAGAAUGUAAAGUAAAGUUUGUUUUAUUUAACGACGCCACUAGAGCACAUUGAUUUUUUUUAUCUUAUCAUCGGCUAUUGGACGUCAAACAUAUGGUCAUUCUGACACUGUUUUUU